GGAAACACCGUCGGGCGACGUGGGCCUUUGGUUCAUUCCCCUAUGUAGAGUUGUGGAUAGCAAAUCCUCGUCUCAGAUGUUCUCAUUUCCACCUUCCAAGACCUGAUGCAUGGACGAAUGGAGAUCUUUGAGACAGGACGAAACCAGCCACCUUCUGCGUCAGGGUGCAUGUCUCCCUAUUCAUCGAGCGAUAGCAAGGAGCCACCCUCACGCUGGAAGCAUACUGCACGAGCGAAAUCCCGCAGUCAGUCCCAACAGCAUUUUACCAGAUUCGGAUAGCACAGCGAACCCGAAUAAAUUACUGUCAUUUCCUGAUGGAUUCGCCAAGCACGUAAGCGCUGAGCCCUAUGCUAAGCAAGGUAAGUCUUUGCCUCGGGGACGGACUCCGUUCUUUCCCUGCAGGAUGACUGAUCCGGCUCAGCGUCCCAAAGUCCUACCUCUCCUGCAGCAGACCAGUCAGACUUGUGGCUCAAAAAGUACGGUACGUUGGACUGAGUUGACCACCAGUCCUUACCGCUUCAGCCGCACUUGGCAGAGGCACUUGAGGACAACUGUGCUUCAGGAGAUGCACGUUUGCCGAGGUGCUUGGAACGUUGCUUGGUUUGAAGAAAGCAGCCUUGCGUGCCUUGGCCGUGAGAGUGAAACAAGGGGUGCAGGUGAGGGCUCAUGCGUUCGAUAACCGAAUCUGCUCUGGCCUCCGCUGGGGUACAUCCGGCGCAUUCCACGUGGCCUUUGCUUUUGGGAAGCGAC
Aspergillus brunneoviolaceus CBS 621.78 is the source of this 750-nucleotide messenger RNA. RefSeq lists its product as uncharacterized. Bases 110 to 679 code for a protein of 189 amino acids. The transcript has a single exon. NCBI's taxonomy places the organism in Eukaryota, Fungi, Ascomycota, Eurotiomycetes, Eurotiales, Aspergillaceae. The record is from RefSeq and is a predicted model, not a curated record.